Messenger RNA from Cryptomeria japonica (Japanese cedar), 1954 nucleotides. Its product is annotated as zinc finger protein WIP6. Bases 410 to 1462 code for a protein of 350 amino acids. Lineage: Eukaryota; Viridiplantae; Streptophyta; Pinopsida; Cupressales; Cupressaceae. Gene Ontology annotation, biological process: anatomical structure development; regulation of gene expression. Gene Ontology annotation, molecular function: DNA-binding transcription factor activity. The record is from RefSeq and is a predicted model, not a curated record. The transcript is spliced from 2 exons. Gene Ontology annotation, cellular component: nucleus.
ACAAAUGCUCACUCAGUCCUUAAAUUGUGAGACCUAAGAGAUAAAUCCUAGUGAAGUUCCACAAGACCCAAAUGGUCCAUGGGACCACCAGAAGAGUACUAUAAAGCAUUGUUUGAAGAAAUGAAAAACUGGUGAGAGAAGGAUAUGCCAGGAGGUUAGGUUGGAGUUAGAGUCUCUGCUGUUACUUUUUCCCUCCUAUUGGAAAAAAUUAAUCAGAGGUUUAUCAAUUUGCUCUAAUCUUGCCAUCUAAGUAACUAAAGCAAAGCUGAAUGUGCGGCUGGAUCUCUCCAAUUCUUAAAUUAUGAAAUAAAUAUAUUCUCUCUUCCCCACUCUUCCUUAAAGUUGAGGAAAGGACUUUCAACUUAAAGUCAUCUGGAUAGGCAUAGGUAGGGACAAUCACAAGAAGAAAAUGAAUAGAAAAACAUACAAUUGUAAUAACCAAAACCAGUAUGGAAGUAUUGGAGCAGCAGCAGCUCAUCCUUUUUCAUGGCAGCCAUCAACAGUUGUAGGAUCAUCAUCAUCAUUUAGCAGCAGAGCAACUUCUAGCAUGGAUCCAUUUCUGGGUCAAUCUAACUUCUCAGCCAACCUACACACAGACUCAAUUUCUUUGAUGAGCAUGAAAAGUCAGAAUAGUAAUCCUUUCUUUUUUCAUCAGUUGCAGCAACCACCUGAGUCACCUCCUCUAAGAGAGGCUCUGCCAUUGCUUCCUCGCCUCAGCCCACACAGAGAAGAUGAAGAAGAAGAGAAAUUGAGAUCAGAUCCAGAGGAAUUGAGUGAAAAUGUUACAGUGGCCUUGCAUAUAGGCCCUCCUAACAGUUCAUGCUGUGAGAAGCCUAAAUUAAAGAGCACCCAUGAUGCAGAGGAGGACUGUAGAUCCAGAUCAUCAGUUUCAGAAGGCGGCGGCCAUGAGUACUGGAUACCCACUGCAUCACAGAUUCUGCUUGGACCCACACAGUUCUCUUGUCCAGUCUGUACCAAGACCUUCAAUCGCUAUAACAACAUGCAGAUGCAUAUGUGGGGACAUGGAUCACAGUACAGGAAAGGGCCAGAAUCACUGAGGGGCACACAACCUGCUGCAAUGCUGAGACUUCCAUGCUACUGCUGUGCAGAGGGAUGCAGGAACAACAUUCACCAUCCCCGUGCAAAACCAUUGAAGGACUUCCGCACAUUGCAGACACACUACAAGAGGAAGCAUGGCACCAAACCUUUCAUGUGCUCCAAAUGUAGCAAAGCAUUUGCUGUGAGAGGGGACUGGAGAACCCAUGAGAAGAAUUGUGGGAAGCUUUGGUAUUGCAGCUGUGGAUCAGAUUUCAAGCACAAGCGUUCAUUGAAAGAUCACAUCAGGGCCUUUGGCGCUGGCCAUGUUCCUGUAACACCAGAUAAUUCUAACUUAGAAGACGAGGAGGAUGAUUUGGAUUUGGGAUCUGAAGAUGAAGAAGUCAUCUCUCUUGGAUUCCAUUAACAUACAAGUCAUUUUUUCACUUUCAAGGGCCAAGGUUUUGUUUUUCAUCAUCAUAUCCUUUUUGAACUCUUUAGAAACUGUUAGAUUUCUUAACUUCUCUUUAUCUAAAUUUUACACCAGACCCAUUGAUCGGCCCUGGUCAUUUGUGGAUAGUAUUACUUCUUUUUACUUUUUAUUUAAUCUUUCAACUUCCCACGUCUUCAUGGUCCAGAGCUUUCUCUCCCACUUAAGGUUGGCGGAGUGCCUAAAAGCCUCGACUGGAGGAGUCAAGAUAAAACAAAUAGCUGUUUUUUUUAAUUUUUCCCUGAAAAAGUUUAAACUCAUGUUUGGUGACUGCAUGUUUCAGUGCAAGACUGUAAAGGGCAUUUUUCUAUAUUUCAGGGGAAGAUGGUAACAGUGCAUAUUAGCUUAACACUGAUGUAUUGAUUCUCCUGUGAAAAAGACUAGUUGUAACUUCCAUUCCACUCAAUAACAGUAGUGGGUCUCAUGAAA